CGGCUUUGGAGCGGGCGUCUGUGCACGCCGUCGCCACCAGCGGCUCUCUCGCUGCGCCUCUCCCCGCGCGCAAAGAGACCUGCGCCGCCGCCGCCGCCGCCACCAUGCGCGCCUUCGGGGCUUGCCUCCUCCUCCUGCUGCUGGCGGCGCUACCCGCUUGCCCGGCCAGGCGCCCCCGGACCGUCUACACCAACCACUGGGCUGUGCGGGUGCUGGGGGGGCCCGACGAGGCGCAUCGGCUGGCCUCCGCUUACGGUUACCUAAACCUCGGACAGAUUGGCAGCCUGGAAGACUAUUACCACUUUCACCACAGCAAGACGAUUAAAAGGUCAACGUUCAGCAGCAGAGGCCCACACAACUUCCUCAGAAUGGAUCCAAAGGUAAGGUGGCUGCAACAACAGGAAGUUAAACGAAGAGUCAAAAGACGCAUUCGGCGUGACCACCAUUUUGUUUCCUUCAAUGACCCACUCUGGCCUGAAAUGUGGUACAUGCACUGCGAAGACAACAACAGCGACUGUAGGUCAGAAAUGAACGUCCUAGCAGCCUGGCAGAGAGGAUAUACUGGCAAGGAUGUCGUGGUAACCAUUCUCGACGAUGGCAUAGAGAAGCACCACCCUGAUCUUGUGCAGAACUAUGACCCUCGUGCAAGCUAUGAUGUCAAUGGGGAUGACGAAGACCCAACUCCGCGCUAUGAUGCCAGCAAUGAAAACAAGCAUGGCACCCGUUGUGCUGGGGAAGUGGCAGCGUCAGCGAACAACUCCAACUGCAUAGUGGGAAUUGCAUACAAUGCAAGAAUUGGAGGCAUUCGGAUGUUAGACGGCGACGUGACAGAUGUGGUGGAAGGAAAGGCGAUUGGCACCAAACCUGAAUACAUCCACAUCUACAGCGCAAGCUGGGGCCCUGACGACGAUGGGCGGACAGUCGAUGGGCCUGGCCCUUUAGCCAAGCAAGCAUUUGAGCAAGGCAUUAAAAAGGGCCGUAGAGGAAGGGGUUCGAUAUUUGUCUGGGCCUCUGGGAAUGGCGGAAGAGAAGGGGACCACUGCUCUUGCGAUGGAUACACCAACAGCAUCUACACCAUCUCCGUCAGCAGCACCACGGAGAACGGGAACAAGCCAUGGUACCUAGAGGAGUGCGCCUCCACCAUUGCUACCACCUACAGCAGUGGGGCUUUCUAUGAGCGGCAAAUUGUUACCACCGAUCUGCGGAAACGUUGUACAGAUGGACAUACUGGCACCUCUGUGUCUGCCCCCAUGGUGGCAGGGAUCAUUGCUCUGGCUCUGGAGGCCAACCCUUUACUGACCUGGCGAGACGUUCAGCACCUUCUUGUUAAAACAUCUCGACCAGGACACCUCUUGGCCCCCGACUGGAAAACAAAUGGAGCUGGACGUCGAGUUAGCCAUUUGUAUGGAUUCGGCCUGGUGGAUGCAGAAGCGCUUGUUGUCGAGGCAAAGAAGUGGCGAACAGUCCCCACUCAGCACAUUUGUGUCGGGACCUCAAAUAAGAAGCCUUGGUUCAUCCCCACCAACAAGACGGUGCGGACGGCAACUCUAACUAACGCCUGUGUGGACCACCCUGACCAUCACGUAGCCUAUCUGGAGCAUGUCAUCGUACGGGUUUCCAUUGCACACCCACGCCGGGGAGACCUGCAGAUAAACCUCAUCUCUCCUUCUGGUACGAAGUCCCAGCUCCUGGCUAGAAGACAGCACGAUGAUUCUAGUAAUGGUUUUAAGCACUGGGAGUUCAUGACUGUCCACUGCUGGGGAGAAAGGGCCGCAGGAGAAUGGACACUGGAAAUCCAGGAUAAGCCAUACCACGUGAGAAACCCAGACAUGCAAGGAAAGUUAAAAGAAUGGAGCCUCAUUUUAUAUGGAACAGCUGAGAGCCCAUCCUCGAAUUCCAGCUCCCAUCACUCCAGGUCAAGGAUGCUGGAGAUGCCAUCUUCUGACAUGGAAGCCUCAAAAGCGGCUUUCUUCCAAACUCAGAUGGAGAUACUGGAGGAUGACGAGGAAUACACAGGUCCGUGCCAUACGGAAUGUGGCGACAAAGGAUGUGAUGGCCCCAACGCCGACCAGUGCCUGAACUGUUUCCAUUUCAGCCUCGGGAGCCUUAAAACUGGCAGGAAGUGUGUAAAUUCCUGCCCCCCUGGCUACUUUGGGGACACUUCGCAGCGGAAAUGCCGCAGAUGCUACAGGGGCUGUGAAGCGUGCUUGGGCAGAAGCCAGAACUCGUGCACAGCCUGCAAACGCAGCUUCUAUCACCACCAAGAGACGAAUACGUGUGUGAUGCUGUGUCCAGCUGGGUUUUACUCUGAUGAGGGUCAGAGACGUUGUCAGAAAUGUCACCAGAAUUGUAAGAAAUGUGUUGGUGAGAUGGACAAAUGCACUGUCUGCAAAGAUGGAUUCAGCCUUGUAGACAAUAGCUGCGUUACAGGAUGCAGGCCAGGCAUGUACCUGAUCAAGGAGCCAGUACGAUGUGAGGGAUGCCAGUCAAACUGCCGGACAUGCGUGGGGUCGGGCCGAGAGGAAUGCAUCCAGUGUGCCUGGAACUUGCACCUGCACGAGUGGAGGUGCGUCCCAACAUGCGGCGAAGGCUUUUACCCCGAGGAGUUGCGCGGACUCCCCCACAAGGUCUGCAGAAGAUGUGAAGAUAACUGUUCAAGUUGUGACAGCUCGGGAAGAAAAUGUCUCCGGUGUAAAGAAGGCUUUAGCCUGCUUAGUGGCUCAUGCAUUGCUAGCGACAGAUGCCACAAUGCUGAUGAGGUCUUCUGCGAGAUGGUGAAAUCCAACAAACUCUGUGAGCGCAAGCCGUUUAUACAGUUUUGCUGUCGGACGUGCCUCUUGGCUGGCUGAGCCGAAGAUUUUAAUACCCGCCCUCUGGAGGCCCUGUUGUGCCAGUUCCCUAGGACAAAGUCUCCCUUCUCCUCCCUGUCUGCCCCUACCCCUACCCCACCCCCCACUUUGGGAAGCUUCACCCAGCGCUGACUGAAGCUUUGGCUUGCAACUCGGAUCACUUUCAUAUUGCCUGCCAGUCUGGUUUCUACAGUGCCACAUGCCUGGUUAACACCCAAGCCUAGGUAGCAUCCUUGCUUUGCUUGUUGCAUCUUAAAAGAAAAUAAAUAAAAAUAAAUAAAAAUGCAGAUGGGGACACAAAUCCUUCUUGGACAUGUCUUGCAAAUGGAGAGUGACACCAAAGUCCACAUGCCCAGCUUCAUUCAAAAUAAUCAACCCUCCCAAAUAGUAUCCAGGCAGGUGACUGGGCAGAUUUAAGGUAUUUCUGCACUUUUGAGAAGAAAAGGGCACCUCUUGCCCACCCAUCCCAAAAGAAUUUGCAGCCCUUUAGCUAUACAGUGAUUGAGUUCUCUUCCGGUGCAACCCUGGCUUGAUGCACUUCACCCCAGCAAUGUUAUGCUGAAAAAUAAGGACAAUACCCAGUUGCCUUUUAGGAGCAAAAUUAGCCAUAGCAAACUUGCAACUUGGCAGUCACCAAAGAGGCGACCCCAGAGUUGGCAGGAAGAGGUGAGAGUGGUCUUUGUCUAAGCCCCAAGUGUCCACCUUUACUGCAAGCUGCUCUGAGUGGCCACAUCCUUCCUAAGUGACUGUGACUGUCGGGAACCCGGUAGCCCUGAGCACCCUGCAGGAUUGGGCGUCGAAGCCUUCACCGUGAAAUUGCUGGGAAUAAAUUCAUCUCUUGUCUGCAGACGCAGACUAGAAUAAUUUCCUCUCCGCAACAAAAGAUUAUUUCUGCCCUCCUCCCCUCCCCAAAUGUUUGCAUCUCCUAGCUUUUUCAGCUUUGAUUGAUGGCUUCAUUUUUCCGGCCUACCACAACUUGCUGACAAAACCUUUCCUGUCUAAUGACAGCUCAGUGACUUUAGUAAGCAAUCCCUUCCAGGAGACGUUCUAUUUAGCCAGCCAGGAGGGAAGGGAAACAACCAAUUCUACCGAACGGCGCUAUACAACACAUCUGAAUGUAUUCACUAUACAUAUAAAUAUAUAUAUAUAUACAUAUAAUAAUAUAUAUUUUUUAGUUUGUUGUGUGGUGUUUAUAUAAUUGUGUUUAAAUAUAUUUGGCUAUGUUGUCUUACAGAAUUUUUUUAAAAAGUAACUUAUACAGUCAUUGCCUUUAUUCACAGAAAUUUUAAAUUAUUUUUUACAGGGACAGACUUUUUUUAAUGUGUCUCCUUCCGUUCCAGUGACAUCUUUGUAAGUUUCAACAAAAAUGUCCCUUUCCCCCCUCUUCAGACAUAUGUAAACAACACUUCUCUUUUUUCUUAUAAUGCCUGUUCUGAUUCGCGUUGUUGGCUGUUUUAAUAAGUUAAACCUUCAGCCCGUGAAAUUGGUGGUAAAACAUUAAUUGGCUCUUAACAAAGUGAGUUUUCUAAGCUUUUUUUCCCCUAGCUAAAAUUAACUGACAUAACCGUACUGCUUUGGACCCAUGUGCUCUCAAACUUGGCUUGAAUGAAUAGUGAAAGCCAACACAGUGUUUCUGAUGUGAUCAAUGGCAAGAAGUUGACAAGGCAACUACACCAUGAAUAAAAUGUUUAUAGUCCUGAUGAGUUAUUCUGUACUUACCCCACCCCGAAGCAACCAAAGUAAAUUGCUUUAUUUUACUAUGAUUAUCCUAUUUCUGUGUAGUCUUUUAAUUAACAUCCGGAGGGGGGGGGGGUC
This is a messenger RNA of Zootoca vivipara (common lizard), 4664 nucleotides long. It is a transcript of the gene PCSK6, whose product is annotated as proprotein convertase subtilisin/kexin type 6. Gene Ontology annotation, molecular function: serine-type endopeptidase activity. Gene Ontology annotation, cellular component: membrane; cell surface. The record is from RefSeq and is a predicted model, not a curated record. NCBI's taxonomy places the organism in Eukaryota, Metazoa, Chordata, Lepidosauria, Squamata, Lacertidae. Gene Ontology annotation, biological process: peptide hormone processing.